AUUCCUCAUACACCGCGCUUGACUACCAGAGGUGGCAGCAGUGUGCUCUAUGUCGAGUAGUUGUAAAAGGAGAAGAAGAAAGAGGCUAAAACUUUUACCAAGCUUUCUUACAGUUUUUGAAAUAUUAUCAUUUCUCCUUUUUAGUAACCAGCUGGCACCCAUUCUCUAAGGAUAAAAGAAGCGUGGGUUGUGAAAAGGAAGACAAUUGUUAGAGGCUGGUAAAUGUUGUCGGGAAUGAUCGGCAGCAGUGACAAGUUGUGGCCUCAUCAGUAGCUGUCACCACGGCGGGGGACCUUCGCACCUCCGUCUGUAGGGUGGUCAUCUUCCUCCAAAAGGACAUGUCUGGAGACAGCUGCCUGCCCCUCCACCACACCCAGUCCAUCUGCACUGCCACUCCUGUAGUCUGUCCCAAGACCAGGACCUGCUGUCAUAAAGGAGCAGUCAACAAGUAUGUCCAGAUCAAUGUUGGCGGGACCCUGUUUUACACCACACUGCAAAUUCUGACCAGCCAGGACUCUGUUCUAAAAGCCAUGUUCAGUGGAAAGAAGGAAGUGUUCACGGAUAAACAAGGUUGGAUCCUGAUUGAUCGCAGUGGAAAGCACUUUGGUAGCAUCCUCUCCUACCUACGUGACGGCACUGUCAUCUUACCUAAAGGCUCCCAGGCGGUCAAGGAGCUGCUCUUUGAAGCCAAGUAUUACCUCAUUGAAGGCCUGGUGGAGCUCUGUCAGAACACCCUGCAGGACAAUAAUGAGCAGCCUCUGUGUGUCAUACCAGUGGUCACCUCCAGAAAGGAAGAAGACAAGCUUAUUCAGUCUUCAAAGAAGCCAGGGGUGAAGCUGUUGUACAACAGGAGCAACAACAAAUACUCCUACACCAGUAACUCAGACGACAACCUGCUGAAGAACAUCGAGCUGUUCGACAGGCUGUCACUCAGCUUCAACGGCCGCGUCCUCUUCAUCAGAGACGUGAUAGGAGACGAGAUCUGCUGCUGGUCCUUCUACGGACAGGGACGUAAACUGGCCGAGGUGUGCUGCACCUCCAUCUUCUACGCCACAGAGAAGAAACAAACUAAGGUGGAGUUUCCUGAAGCUCGAAUCUACGAAGAGACUCUGAACACGCUGCUGUACGAGACGAUGCCGCCGCCCGACAAGGCCCUGCUGGAGGCCACUCGCCGCAGCUAUAACAACUGUGGCUCCCUCAGCGAGGAGGAGGAGGGGCCCGGAGGAGCCGAGCUCCGUGAGCGUGUCCGUCGAAUUCACGUCAAGAGGUACAGUACAUACGAUGACCGGCAGCUGGGACACUGAGACUGAAAAAGCUGAACUGCCAGGUCGGGUUUUUGGAUUUCACAAAAACCUUGAGUAUUAUUAUAACAAGUGUCUGUUUGACUUUUAUACCUUUGUGCCGUUACCACUACUAUCAUUAUGAUUUGAUGAUGUGAUUUUUUUUUUAUUUCAUUGUGCACAAUUCAAUCACCAGUAGAUUGUCCGUCAUAUCAGUUUAUUUAACAUGAUUCCACAGAGUUACAGGCACCAGGGACACGUGAAUAUUUUCAACUAUGAAUUAUUUUAUAAAAAAUGUUCAUCAAAUGAUAACAAUGAUUAUCCAUUAACCACAUACAGUGUAUAUUCAGUUGACUGUCAUACAUGAACUAAAAACAUACACACACACAUAUAUAUAUAUAUAUAUAUACAUUAAAAAGCUUGAAUAUUAUCAGUAUUUAAUUAAAAAAUCGUUUUCAUAAAUUGUAUUUUAUAGAAUAGUAAUCUAUUGAAUCUAUUGAAAUGGCACUAAGAUUUUAAAGGAAUAUGUUGCAUUUCAGUAUAUCAAAAGUAUUUUUUUUUCUUCUCUAUUUAACAACUAUCUCUCGUUAUAACCCCUGCGUCAUAAUACAACAUUUUUAGCCUUAACCAAUCAACACACAGUAACGACGACGAGGUCAGGUGGACGUCCUUGAUCUCAUCCUACGCUGCACAGAGAGACACAGACCAUUCUUUUGAUUUUUUUUUUGUCCACUGUAGUAUAAAUAUACUAAAAUAAAUGUUUCACAGAC
Molecule: messenger RNA, 2050 nt
Organism: Cynoglossus semilaevis (tongue sole)
Lineage: Eukaryota; Metazoa; Chordata; Actinopteri; Pleuronectiformes; Cynoglossidae
Gene: tnfaip1
Product: tumor necrosis factor, alpha-induced protein 1 (endothelial)
Exons: 7
Coding region: 339-1304 (321 amino acids)
Biological process (GO): protein homooligomerization; proteasome-mediated ubiquitin-dependent protein catabolic process; protein ubiquitination
Cellular component (GO): Cul3-RING ubiquitin ligase complex
Molecular function (GO): ubiquitin-protein transferase activity; protein binding
Source: RefSeq, a predicted model, not a curated record